AUGGUUGGGUCACGAAGGUCUCGGGGGCGUCCGCCAAAAACGGUGUCACCGGUACCGGCAAACCCUUCGUCACUGGUAGUUAUCCCGGUGGUGAACACAAAGGAAGACGAUGAUGAGAUUCGUAAGAAGCGGGAACCUGUAAUUGAUAUGGAAACAGUACAGGUUGAAACCGUAUCAGAAUCACAAAUUGGGGAAAAUCACAAGCUCUGGGUGGAUGUUAUCAGUGGGAACUGGAAUCCGGCGAAAGGACGUGUGAUGAAAUAUGUUGCUCCUACGGUGGUGAACGGUGCGGCUGAAGUCGUUCUCGAUGAUGAUGAUGUUGCAUCGGAGCUGCAAUUAUGGAAAAAUGCUUUGAUUGUGUAUGUGAUUGGGGAGGAUAUCAGGUAUUUCAUUCUCCGAUUUAAGCAACGGGAUGAUCUGGAUGCUGUGGUGAUGCAAGGGCCAUAUACCAUAAGAAAUAUGCCACUACUUUUGAAAACGUGGCGUCCAGAUUUCAAUCUCAAUGAUGAUUUGCUGCGAACUCUCCCAAUAUGGGUGAAGUUACCACAAUUUUCCCUACAUCUCUGGGAAGAGAGGAGCCUCAAUAAGAUUGCUAGUGUCAUUGGAGCCCUUCUAGUGACAAAUGAAUGCACCACGCAUAAGCUUAGAGUGUCUUAUGCUAGAGUGUUGGUAGAAGUGGAUAUUACACAAAAGUUACUCGAUGAAAUUACUAUUACUGAUAAUGAAGGCAAGAAGAGGAAACAGACUGUUGAGUACGAAUGGAGACCUAAGUUUUGUGAAAGAUGCCAAAAGAUUAGCCAUCAGUGUGAUCCUAAUCGUAGGCAAAAGGUGUGGAAACCAAAACCUAACCUAAAGGCUGACCAGGGGAAGCAAAACACUAGUAGUAAUUCCACACCAAUUCAGGAGGCUCCACGGAGUUUGGAAGAAGCAGAUGAAGGCAAAUGGACAGUUGUUCAAAAGAGAGGUAAGGCUAUUGAUGUUACUGAUUCCUCCAAUGGUGUUCAUUGUUUAAAUGGUUUUGGGGUGUUGAGGGCUUUGAAUGGCCCUCAGGGUGCUUUGGAUAGUGGACCAUUUAAAGCUGAUAAAGCCUAUAAAAUUCGUGAAAAGCUUUGCUUGCGAGGGAAGUAUUUGGAUAAAUACACUCACCAUGGUAAUGGUAGGAUUUGGAUUGACUGGGAUGAUAACAAGGUAGACAUAAGACAUGUCAAGAGCUCUAGCCAGUUCAUCUACUACAGUGUUCAUGAUAUGAAUGGAAAUUUUCCUUACUUGUUAACUGCUGUCUAUGCUCAUAACCAACUGAAUCAGAGGAAAAAUAUGUGGCAGAAUAUGGAGGACAUUUGUAAGAGCCAACAAGGCCCGUGGUGUGCAGUUGGGGAUUAUAAUAACGUUGUUACUAGUCUUGACAGAAGUGGUGGAAAUUUGGUAAUUGAGGCUGAGUUUAAAGAUCUUCGAGCCAUGAUGGAUAACACUGGGUUACAUGAGAUGGACAGCACUGGUGAUUUUUACACUUGGUCAAAUAAGCAGGCUAAUAAUCCAAUCUAUUCUCGGAUAGAUAGGGUUUUAGCUAAUUUAGAGUGGCUGCAGGAUCAUAGUGAUGUUUAUUUAGUCAUUCUCCCUCCCCAUAUUUCUGACCAUGCUAUUCUACACCUAAACAAACCUGGGAAGGUCAGGAAGACAAGGCAGUUCAGAUUCAAUAAUUGUUGGGUAGAUGCUAUUGGUUACAUUGAUCAAGUUCAAAGGAGUUGGGACAUGCCUAUGAGUGGAACCCCUAUGCAAAGACUAUGGAAGAAGUUGAUGAGUGUUAGUGCUUUUGAGGACUGGCUUUAUGUUUGGUAA
Molecule: messenger RNA, 1836 nt
Organism: Vicia villosa (hairy vetch)
Lineage: Eukaryota; Viridiplantae; Streptophyta; Magnoliopsida; Fabales; Fabaceae
Exons: 3
Coding region: 1-1836 (611 amino acids)
Source: RefSeq, a predicted model, not a curated record